UCAACACUUGACACAAAUCACAUAACCUAUUAAAUUUCAAGACAAAAUGUUCCAGUUACCAACAAUAACGAGAAUCUGUCGUAGUUUUUGCACUCAAGCCAAUGCAAAUCUACCAAUUUCUGCAAAUUUCGUCAACCGAAAUCCACGAAACUUGGAACGAAUGAGAAUUGGUUACAAACCGGACGGUUAUCACGUCGAAAAACCUGGCCGUUGCUUCUGGCACAAAUUGAAUUUACGAAAAACCGGUCGUUAUGUCUAUGCAACCAUUGACCACUUUGAAAAUGGUACAGUUGUGAAAGCUAGCACCUCUGAAUGGGCCCUCAAGAAACAAUUAUACAAGUGUAGAGACACUUCCGCGUAUUACAAUUUAGGCCGUGUGUUAGCUGAACGCUGUCUCAAGUUCGGUUUAAUUGAAAUACGUUGUGAUAUCGUCCCACCAAAACCCGACGGGAGAGUGGCUCAUUUCUUGCAAGCGUUACAAGAAGGGGGCGUUUCAUUACAAGAGCCGCCCCAGUUUAAGCCGGCGAGGCCGUGGGAUCAAUUUAGGUUUGAAAAACCAUGGGAAGUAACUGAAUAACUACAAUUUAUUUAAUAAAUAUUUACAAUUUAUUUUUCGUAA
Tribolium madens (black flour beetle) is the source of this 619-nucleotide messenger RNA. RefSeq names its product 39S ribosomal protein L18, mitochondrial (gene mRpL18). NCBI's taxonomy places the organism in Eukaryota, Metazoa, Arthropoda, Insecta, Coleoptera, Tenebrionidae. Gene Ontology annotation, biological process: translation. The record is from RefSeq and is a predicted model, not a curated record. Bases 47 to 577 code for a protein of 176 amino acids. Gene Ontology annotation, molecular function: structural constituent of ribosome; 5S rRNA binding. Gene Ontology annotation, cellular component: ribosome; mitochondrion. The transcript has 2 exons.